Molecule: messenger RNA, 645 nt
Organism: Salvia splendens (bonfire salvia)
Lineage: Eukaryota; Viridiplantae; Streptophyta; Magnoliopsida; Lamiales; Lamiaceae
Exons: 5
Coding region: 146-430 (94 amino acids)
Source: RefSeq, a predicted model, not a curated record
AAGAAAUUAAAGAAAUGGAGGUAUAGAUAUAUAAUUGCAUCCCGACGGAGACGCCACCCCCACCUUGAUUCGCCGCCGUCCAAAUUCACCAUAUUCCCCACCAUUGUCGACCUCCCCUCUCUAUUGCCUCCAGCGUAAAGAAAGAAUGCCGUCUCUGCAAACAGCAUUACCUCCUGAGCUUGCCAACAAUGCCAUCAGGCUUUAUCGCGAAUGCCUAAGGCGAGCAAAGUAUAUCGGGCAAAAGAAAUUCAACACUGAACUUCUAAUUACUAUGGUGAGAGAGCAGUUCAAGAAAAACAUGCAUGAGACAGAUCCGGAUAAGAUUCUAAAGAUGAAGGAUGAUGCGGCGAGAGGACUGAUCAACCAUAUGUUAUACGAGUCUGAAAACUUAUCUGGGCGAAAAUUCAGCAAAACCACCGAUGGGAGCUGAAUCUUUAAGUUCAUGACGGCUGCCUUUGGGAUCUGCUUUUAUGUUUGAUUUGAUUUCUUUAGUGAGAAAAAAAAUUACAUCUUGAGAUGUGGAAAAGGUUUUCUUUGACUUGUUAUGGCCUACUAUUUGAGAGAAAUUUGAUUAUACCUUUUUCAUAUCUCACUUAUUAUGCCAACAAUAUAAAAAACAAUUAUAGAGUUGCAGUUUAAUAGGUA